Messenger RNA from Pyrgilauda ruficollis (rufous-necked snowfinch), 1359 nucleotides. It is a transcript of the gene COLQ, whose product is annotated as collagen like tail subunit of asymmetric acetylcholinesterase. The transcript has 17 exons. Gene Ontology annotation, molecular function: heparin binding. NCBI's taxonomy places the organism in Eukaryota, Metazoa, Chordata, Aves, Passeriformes, Passeridae. Bases 1 to 1359 code for a protein of 452 amino acids. The record is from RefSeq and is a predicted model, not a curated record.
AUGCUGCUCCUCAGCCCGCUUGUCCGGGGAUCUUACCUGCUGCUUUUCUUCUGCUUUGCUUUGUCUCAGACUGCGUACGCUGACAAUGUCUUCUCACUUUCAGCAGAUCUCCCUUGUUUGGAACAGAAGAAGGAGCACUGCAGGGCGUGCUGCCUCCUUGGCCCUCCUCCACCGCCCCUGUUCCCACCUCCAUACUUCAGGCACAGCUGGAGCACUAAGCUGGAUAUGGAAGAGUUGUGUCAUGAGCUCCAGAUAAUACAGGCUUCCUCUCUGUCUGAAUUGCACUGCUCUGCAGGGCCUCCUGGCCCCCAGGGUCCACAAGGAAUUCCUGGUAUAAUGGGACCAAAAGGGGAGAAGGGGGAGAUUGGCAGACCUGGAAGAAAGGGCAGACCAGGUCCCCCGGGCGUCCCUGGGAUGCCAGGACCAGUAGGAUGGCCUGGACCUAUGGGACAGAAGGGUGAAAAGGGAGAAUUGGGUGUGAUGGGAUUGCCAGGUACAAGAGGACCAAUGGGCUCCAAGGGUUUUCCUGGAACUAGAGGAGAAAAGGGAUCCAGAGGUGACAGAGGCGACAAAGGAGUCAAAGGAGACCCGGGAGAAAUAGGCUUCCCCGGAAUGCUGGGACAAAAAGGGGAGAUGGGCCCCAAGGGACAGUCUGGAGUACCAGGACACAGAGGACCUAUAGGAAGACCUGGAAAACGAGGCAAACAGGGACUGAAGGGAGACAUUGGACCGGCAGGUGUCAUGGGCCCACCCGGUAGGCCUGGCCCUGUUGGCCAGCCGGGCCCCCCUGGACCGUCAGGACUAGGGCAAUUUGCAAUAGGACCAAAGGGAGAAAGAGGACUUCCAGGGCCUCCAGGGAGAUGUCUCUGCAGAACCCCACAGCAUAUGAGUAACCCAUCAUAUGAGCAAUCUGUGUUUGGACACAGCUACCCAAAAGUUCCCGCGAUUUUUGUGGUGAAUAAUCAAGAAGAAUUGGACCGGUUAAACACCGAAAACGCUUUAGCUUUUAGAAGAGAUCAGAGAUCUUUGUAUUUCAAGGAUACCUUUGGAUGGCUCCCAGUCCAGCUCACCCCUUUGUACCCUGUGGAUUACCGCUUCGAGGAGCGGGGUACCUGUGGAGAUGGCAUCGUGCAGGAUGGGGAGGAGUGCGACGACGGCAACGCAGUUGUGACUGAUGACUGCAUAAGGUGUCGCCGUGCUUACUGCGGAGAUGGCUACAAGCACGAGGGGGUGGAAGACUGUGAUGGGAUGGAUUUUGGAUACUUGACAUGUAGAACAUACCUUCCUGGGUCUUACGGGAAAUUGCGCUGCACUUCUUACUGCUACAUUGACUCCACACAGUGUCGAUACUUCACAUGA